This is a messenger RNA of Crotalus tigris (Tiger rattlesnake), 940 nucleotides long. It is a transcript of the gene SRI, whose product is annotated as sorcin. Gene Ontology annotation, molecular function: calcium ion binding. The record is from RefSeq and is a predicted model, not a curated record. The coding region runs from base 170 to 757 and encodes 195 amino acids. The transcript is spliced from 8 exons. NCBI's taxonomy places the organism in Eukaryota, Metazoa, Chordata, Lepidosauria, Squamata, Viperidae.
AAAUACACGGUCAGAAACGGCGCCACUUGCAGUUUCCCCGCGAAGAAACGUUUUCCAAUCCCUUCCUUUCGCGACAAUGGUUUGAUCCGGACUUCCUCCGGUUUGGGGCAGCGCUGAGAGGUCACGGGGAGGUUGCUGGCGGUUUCCGAAGAGUAGCUAAUUGAAGAUUAUGGCGUAUUCUGGUCCCGGAGGCGCCUAUUACCAGGGCGGGUAUGGAAGUGCUCCAGGUGGACCAGCAUUUCCUGGUCAGGCUCAAGAUCCAUUAUAUGGUUAUUUUGCUGCAGUAGCUGGGCAGGAUGGGCAAAUAGAUGCCGAUGAGCUACAAAAAUGUCUGACUCAGUCCGGAAUUGCUGGUACCUAUAAACCCUUUAAUUUAGAAACUUGCAGACUCAUGAUUUCCAUGCUUGAUAGAGAUAUGUCUGGCACAAUGGGCUUCAAUGAAUUUAAAGAACUUUGGGCUGUACUGAAUGGCUGGAGGCAACAUUUUAUGAGCGUGGAUGGUGACCGCAGUGGUACAGUUGAUUCUCAGGAACUGCAAAAAGCAUUGUUAUCCAUGGGAUUUAGAUUGAGUCCACAGGCCAUCAAUGGAAUUGUGAAACGAUACAGCUGUCGUGGAAAGAUCAGUUUUGAUGAUUAUAUAGCCUGCUGUGUAAAACUCAGAGCUCUUACUGAUAGUUUUCGAAGAAGGGAUGCAGCCCAGCAAGGGAUGGUGAAUUUCCAAUAUGAUGAUUUCGUUCAGUGUGUCAUGAGCAUCUAACUCAGAAUGAAGACAGACAGAUGAGCAUGGAUCUACAUUCCAUAUCACUUUGCUUUGCGUCAAACAAAUAUGCUAUGUAACUAAAUUGUGAUAUUUGCAUAUUUUAUAAAUAUUAAUCAAUAUGCUUUUAUAGUUUUUGUAACUAAUGAAAGAAGGAAAUACAAUAAAUGUUGUUUGAGUGGA